Messenger RNA from Chlamydomonas reinhardtii, 2980 nucleotides. RefSeq lists its product as uncharacterized. The record is from RefSeq and is a predicted model, not a curated record. The transcript has 4 exons. Lineage: Eukaryota; Viridiplantae; Chlorophyta; Chlorophyceae; Chlamydomonadales; Chlamydomonadaceae. Bases 475 to 1068 code for a protein of 197 amino acids.
AGUACAGACAAUCACAGGCAACACGUUCACUGUUGUUAAGAAUGGGAGGAACCCAUCGACUUAAGGUUCCUCUGGCGCUUGUCACCCUGGCACCGAAGACAACUAGGAUGGCUUCAGACGACGACAACCCGGACACGAGUGCGGGCGGGCUCAAACUUCCUAGCAGAUUUGGCAUGGUUGGCAAGGCAUCCACGACGACGCAAUACACAAUGGGGCCUGGAACUUCUGGAAAUUCGGGCGGUGAGGCUGGCCACACGAUUGAGGCCAGUCGUACUUCGAUUUGUGGUGCAAAGCGCCGAAGGCCCUCUGGUACCAGUAUAUUUCAUAAUAUCUGCUCCCAUAGACUAUUUAAUCAGUUUGCAGCCCUUCCCCAUUGCUUAAACACUCUCGAGUCAAGCCAAGCUUGCCCUCAACAACAAUCCCCAACAACUUUCCCAGCGCUAAGCCCUCAAACCUUCCUUCAACUCAAGCAAAAUGGCCCUCUCGAUGACUCUGCGCUCUGGCGCUCACUCCGCGGCUGUGAAGCGCUCGAGCGUUGCCAAGCGCUGCUCGCGCCAGGUGGUUCGCGCGGCGCCCAAGAACGAGAACGAUGGCACCGUCGAGCCCACGACCACCGGUACCGUGUUCUUUGCUGGCAAGUCCUACACUCCUGAGGAGUGGGAGAAGGAAGUGGCGUCUGGCGCGUUCGUGCGUCCCGCUGCUGCCACCGCCGCCACCACCAGCACCUCGACCUCCUUCCUGUCCUUCAACGACGUGAUGUCCUUCAGCGGCACCGCGCCCGAGAUCGUGAACGGCCGCCUGGCCAUGCUGGGCUUCGUUUCGGCUGUCGCAGCCGAGCUGGUGUCGGGCGAGGGCGUGCUCAAGCAGUGGAGUGAGGAGCCCACCGGCAUCGCCAUUGCCUUUAUCCUGUUCAUCAGCGGCUCGCUGGUCACCGCCUUCCGCCCCCGGCGCGACGAGAAGCUGGGCCCCUUCACGCCCCAGGCUGAGCUGCUCAACGGCCGCGCCGCCAUGAUUGGCUUUGCUGCCAUGCUCGCCAUCGAGAUCGCCAUGGGCAAGCCCCUCAUCUAAAUGCCAGCGCCGCUGUAUGCUACAGCCGAUUCUGCUGCGGCCGCCGUGGCGGUGCAACUGCCGUUACCUCUUGUGUUGGUGGACUGUGCGGCAGCGGCAUCGCCCUCACAAUGACUGACUCUGACAACCGGCGGCUGCAGCUGAUAGGGUUACGUGGCAUGUGUUUGCAUCGGCCGCCCGCGAUUCAGGGACGAGCCGAGUGCCUAACAUUGAGUAGGGAGUUUGGGUGUUCUCCUACGUAUUUGAACCCCUAAUGAUGACCAGUGGCGUUGUGCAGAUUUAUGUUGAGUCUUCUUUCAUCGGGGACGCGGUGACGGCGUGGCGCCCAGUGGCCCGUGCCGGAGGCGUGAAGCGGUUGCAAGGCUAUGUUAUGGGUAGUAGUGCGCAUGCCACUAACGCUGACACAGUGCUGCUGGGCUGCGCUUCAACCCGCAUGGCCGCAUCCUCUUGCAUCGACUCUGCCUGGACUGGCAUCAUGCUGGCCCAGCACAGUCGUAUGGCUCCCUGUUUUAUUGGUGUGUAAUUGUUUGCGUGGAGUGUUCGCCAAUGACAGGUACAUACGCGCUGAUGGGUGGUGGCGAGCAUUGAUCUUGACACUUGCCCGCGCGCUGUCUAGGUUGACGCUGUGAGUGUGUUUGCGUGUGCGAAUGCAAUGUAUUCGAGGCAUGUGUGUACCGUAUGCACCGAGUGGGAGCGUCGUGAGUGUGAGUGAUUUGUAUUUACGAGUGACUCAAAGCAGAGAGGUUUGCUGACUGAAGAGAGGAGAGACCCGCGUGGUCUGUACCAUGGCACAGGAGCGAUGCCUGCUGAUUCGCAGGAUUAUUUCAGUGAGACAAUCGAAGAUGGUAUGAGUGGGUGGAAUGUACCACCAAAAGCGCACAGUCUGCACGCGCAGUGCUGUGGUCGGCCGUUUGUUGGCCGUUUUGAGGUCUGGUGAGAUGAGCGAGAGUACAGGGGCAGUCUAGUGGCUGAGCCAUGAUGCAGCUCGGGUAGCUUGCACGAGCUGCUGCAUGUCUGGUUGGCCAUCGUUUCCGACAGCCGGUGAUGAGAGAAAGUGUUGCAGGUUUGAGGAAUUUAUGGCUCUCCAACUGCUAGCAAUUUAUUUGUUUGCUGCAGGAACGGGCAGCCGGGAGAGUGUGUCAGCCCAGGCUUGCGGCGUAUGCUUGAGAAGUGCGUGGUGGUUCAUUUGAUAGAGUGCCUGAUGCAGAAUGUGAAUGUGGACGGGAUCGGAUCCCGAGGUCCGGUCUCUCGGUCCCUUCACGCGCCCUUGCCCUCGUAGUUGCGCUCGCAAGACCACCACAAGCAACUCAGUAGAUGCGGUAGUGCUUUGGGAAUGGACCAUGUUUCUUUGAGAUGAGAUACUGUUUUAUACUUCCUGGGGCAAGUAGAAAGGCAGACGCAUGGGUGCAAAUGGCAGGCCCCCAACUUCGAGGAUGGUCUCGAGGUGGAGGUUAUGGCGUGUGUACUGGAUGCACGGGUUCUGUGCGGAUCAGCGCGUGGACGGAUCAAGCACAGACUCUGCAGACGCGAGUGGCAUGGCUGGGAUGCGUGUUUGUUAUCCGAUAGCUAUGCGAUAUGUGUCAAGAGGCGAGGAUGCGAGAGAUAUGAAGCGCGUUGAGAGGAGGGGAGGCGCUUGUACGGCUGGUGGUGGGAUGGUGUGUUGAAGUGCUGUGCGGGCUUCGGCCCCGGCAUGACCCCCAACACUCAUCACCAGAAAUACCGCACGGUUCAUUGCGCCAAGUGUGUCUGCCUGGAUACUAGUCGACUGGAAGUGAGAGGCAUGAGAGCGAGUGGAAAUGUGAGCAACACAUAUCAAAUCACCUGGUGUUGAAGGUAAUGAAAGCCAUCGGUAGAUGGCUACCCUCCCUCACGUGGGUAGCUUCAGAGGUUCAUGUCGUGUAAUUGUCUUGUA